AAGUGCCAACCCACAACCACAACCCCAGGGCAAUUACGCAUUUCUCUCUCCUCCCCUCUCUCUCCUGAACAAGAAGAGUAAGGGAGAUAGAGUUUGAGAGAGAUGCAGAUGGUAUCCAAGGCCUCUUGCGCCAUGGCCUCCCUCCCUUGCACUAGGGGGAGGAGUGGGUUCUGCAUAUGGCCGGGCAUGAGACAGCUUUGCCUUGGAAAGGGCCUUCUGUAUGGAUUCAUGCACCUAUUGUCGACACCGUUAAAAACUCUGCGUGGGGGAGCUAGUCGAUCGCUUAAAGUCGCUAAAUUUUGCAGUGUUGUUAAUAUGUCCCCCUCGUUACAUAUUGAAUUGGUGCCAUGUCUUAGAGAUAACUAUGCUUAUCUUUUACAUGAUGAGGAUACUGGAACAGUUGGUGUUGUUGAUCCUUCUGAAGCUGUACCUGUUAUAGAUGCUUUGAGUCGGAAAAACAGAAAUCUGACAUACAUACUGAACACACACCAUCAUCAUGAUCACACUGGUGGUAAUGCCGAGUUAAAGGCAAGGUACGGUGCAAAGGUGAUUGGUUCAGGAAUAGACAGGGAUAGAAUUCCUGGCAUUGAUAUUGCUUUGAAUGAUGGAGACAAGUGGAUGUUUGCAGGGCACGAGGUGCAGGUUAUGGAGACUCCUGGUCAUACUAGAGGUCACAUUAGCUUCUACUUUCCUCGAUCAGGGGCAAUUUUUACAGGUGAUACUCUCUUCAGCUUAUCAUGUGGAAAGUUGUUUGAAGGAACACCUGAGCAGAUGCAUUCUUCCCUUACAAAGAUCACGUCUUUGCCAGAUGACACAGAUGUAUACUGUGGUCAUGAAUAUACCUUGAGUAACUCAAAGUUCGCCUUGUCCAUAGAACCUGAGAAUGAGGCACUUCAGUCUUAUGCAGCUAAUGUCACCCAUCUUCGCAACAAGGGCAUGCCUACGGUUCCAACCAGAUUAAAACUGGAAAAGGAAUGCAAUCCUUUUCUUCGCACAUCAAGUCGAGAGAUUCGACAGUCGUUGAAUAUUCCAGACACGGCGAAUGAUGCGGAAGCCUUGGGUGUCAUACGCCAAGCAAAGGAUGCGUUUUGAUGCUUGUCAGUAUUGUUUUUUUGGGAACAAGUUUUGUUUGUAUAUUAAGAUUGACAUAACCCAAGCAUUUUGUGAAAUUAAGUACAGCUACGAUAUGUGCAUUUGCCCAUA
Pyrus x bretschneideri (Chinese white pear) is the source of this 1203-nucleotide messenger RNA. Its product is annotated as hydroxyacylglutathione hydrolase 2, mitochondrial. The transcript is spliced from 8 exons. Gene Ontology annotation, molecular function: hydroxyacylglutathione hydrolase activity. The record is from RefSeq and is a predicted model, not a curated record. NCBI's taxonomy places the organism in Eukaryota, Viridiplantae, Streptophyta, Magnoliopsida, Rosales, Rosaceae. The coding region runs from base 103 to 1092 and encodes 329 amino acids.